Molecule: messenger RNA, 1187 nt
Organism: Syzygium oleosum
Lineage: Eukaryota; Viridiplantae; Streptophyta; Magnoliopsida; Myrtales; Myrtaceae
Exons: 2
Coding region: 191-889 (232 amino acids)
Source: RefSeq, a predicted model, not a curated record
GAAACCAACCAUACAAUAUACAUAAACAAAGACUCUCUCUACUACACCAACCGUGAACAUUUGGAGCUUUUAUAGCCCAAGACAAAACGCGAAACAUCUCUCGUCAUUAGUGUACUUUGCUGUUGUUGUUUUUCUUCUUCUUCUUCUACUGCUUCCCAUUUUGAAAACCAAAGCUCGAGCUUUCACUACAAUGGGCAACACCAUUGGAGCCAAGAAGAACAAAACGGCCAAGGUGAUGAAGAUAUCCGGCGAGACCUUGAAGCUGAGGACGCCGGUGCUCGCGGGGGAUGUCCUUAGGGGCUACCCGGGGUACGUCUUGCUGGAAUCCGAGGCGGUGAAGCACUUCGGCGUCCGGGCGAGGCCGUUGGAGGCAGACCAAAAUUUGGAGCCCAAGAGGCUAUAUUUCCUAGUGGAGUUGCCCGAGAGCUCUCAGGAGAGGAUGCCGAGAAGGGUGAGGUCGGGCAUAAGCAUGAGCGCCAGGGACCGGCUCGAGAGCCUAAUGCUGGCGCGGAGGUCAGUCUCGGACCUAUCCAUUGUGAACCCGACAAGCAUCGGGGGGGCAACAAAGAAUGCCAAAGAUGGCGAUGGCGGCGGUACGAGGCUGAGGAUGAGGCUUCCGAAGGGAGAGGUGGAUAGGCUGAUGAAGGAGAGUAGAGACGAAGCUGAGGUGGCCGAGAAGAUCAUCAACCUCUACAUUGCAAACGACCGCAAAGUCGAUGUUGGGUUGGGAAGCAAACCGAGAGGCGAUGAGAGCGGCUUGUUUGACCAGCAUGGACCAUGGAAAGUGAGGAGCCAUGGAAGAGCUGGUGAACGUAUCAAAACUCGUGAGAAACGGGUGAGCUUCCUACCAGUGGAUGGAGGAGAUAAGCACAUCGCUGUGGCUUCUUGAUUCUGAUUAAGGAGAACGAUUAGCAGUGCUCAAGCCACAUUAACGUAUGUCCUUUCACAUUUUAGGUAGUCAGGUUUAUUUGCAACAAGCUGUGAAGACAUGGUGCUUCUCACUCUUGCCUAGUGAUGGACCCAAAAAAAGAAAUAAAAUACGAAGAAGUUGUAAUUACUUUGACUAUCUAUUUGUCUAUAUGUUGGAGACAAUAGUGAGGUUUCUCUCAUUUAUCAGAUGUCCCGCCAUUGUUUUUGCAUCGGAAUGAUAUAGAAAUGAAAUUAACCCCUACUCUCUUUUCACUAAA